Messenger RNA from Austrofundulus limnaeus, 1241 nucleotides. Its product is annotated as caveolin-2. The record is from RefSeq and is a predicted model, not a curated record. The transcript is spliced from 4 exons. Gene Ontology annotation, biological process: cell differentiation; regulation of cytosolic calcium ion concentration; caveola assembly. The coding region runs from base 427 to 1014 and encodes 195 amino acids. Gene Ontology annotation, molecular function: molecular adaptor activity. Gene Ontology annotation, cellular component: sarcolemma; focal adhesion; caveola. Lineage: Eukaryota; Metazoa; Chordata; Actinopteri; Cyprinodontiformes; Rivulidae.
UACAAUCCUCAGCUUUGAUGUUAAAAAUCACUAAAUCACGCAAACAGUUUAUCUUUAACGUUUUAGAUCAAUGAUCAUUAACUUCCCGUGGAAGAUGUGUGGUUAAAUGUGACAUUGUUUCAGAUUCUGUGUUCAGACAGCACCCCUCCACUGUAAUUUGAUCUUUUGGACUUAUCCACUCCUUCUCCUAAAAUAACCCUUUCCUGAAGCCAACUAACACACACACACACACAAGGAAUAAGAAGUAUGGCUGCACCACAUUAGCGCCUCUGUUCCUCUAAGUAUUAGGCUGACGGUGUAUGGUGGAAACACUAACUGAGCUCUGAGGGACGUUUUAAAUCCAGAUUCUGCCACCGAAACAUUGUCUCUCUGCUAAAGUUUUCUGCCAUCUGUACAGGAUUGAGAUUUAUUCUUCAGCCAGUGAGGAUGAUGAUGGUGAACGACGACACUCUGGUGGAGUGUAAGAUAGACGACAGUGACGAAGAUGAGAUGAACACGCCCCCUCCUCCUCCUCCUCCGGAGUUCGCAUCCAAGGCUUCAACUCCAGGUCCCAAAGCUCCGACGCCUCCUGCGGACCCCGCCACACCCACACCAACCCCAGCUGCCAACAGAGAUCCGAACGGCAUCAACCGACACCUAAAGGUGGAGGUCAGUGACGUACUGGUUGAACCCGCUGCACCUUACAGCAUGGACAUAGUUUGGGUUUCCAGCCUGGUUGGCUUUGAAAGGACUCGUAUCUGGACGUACCGCUGCCUCACCGUGCUGUUUGCGGUGCCCCUCGCUUUCCUCUGUGGGUUUUUACUGGCUCUUCUGGCCUGCCUGCGUGUCUGGUUCCUGGUUCCUUGUUUACAGCUGAGUUACACCUUCCUCCCCUGCUUGCGCUCCUUGUUUGUGUGCGCCGUGAACGACUUCGUCUCUCCUUUCUGUUUGUCUCUGGCUCUCUGCUGCACUCAGAUCUCCAUCUCGCUGUCGAACAAAGACUGGAAUCAUAAGAGGGACAAACACACUGUAUGAAUAUAAAAAAACUAUGAGUUUAAUUAAGUGAAAGAGUGACUGUGUGAAUGGGACAGAGAGAGAGAGAGAGAGAUUUUAGCAUGUUUUUUUUAGGCUUUUACAUGUAAAAAAUGUUUGUUAAUGUAGUAGUAAUUGUUAUAAUAGUACAGUAACUAUUUUUGUUUGUAUUCUAUUUAUUUUUUAUUUUUCGCAUAUACAGUACAUUAUUUAAAUAAAAGUGUUGACUA